Rhagoletis zephyria (snowberry fruit fly) is the source of this 2294-nucleotide messenger RNA. RefSeq lists its product as uncharacterized. The record is from RefSeq and is a predicted model, not a curated record. Lineage: Eukaryota; Metazoa; Arthropoda; Insecta; Diptera; Tephritidae.
UUGCCACAAUUUGAAUAAAAUUUAACGUAGCUAGGCAGUGCGACUUCAGCUGCACAACAAUUCGGUAUCUGAUAAAGCACGAUUCGGCUAAUAUUUAUCUCUCAGCUUUCAUUAAAUAUGUGGAGGUUAUUGUGGCAUUUACUUGUGUUCGCGACUCUUUUAUUCUGCGCGAAUGCCAGCCUUAAUUAUACGCAUAGAAAUACAUUUCAUAUGGAUUUGGCCAAUAUUUUGGAAUAUAGCACUAUACUCUUCCCAUUAACUACCGUAAGUAAUACAAAUCUUGUGAACAAGGCAUGUCAUAACCAAAUGCAAACGCUGCGGCGAGGCAUACUUAAACGCGAAACUUGGGCGCUUAAAGUGCUCGAUGCCUCUGGCUCCAAGCCACCCGCUUUCAUGUUUGGCGAUAAUUUUUGGCUAGGAAACUACGAAUUAUGUGAAGCGGCGCAUAAAGCCCUAGACUUGGACAUCUCCCGCUAUGUAGAGCACAAAAUGAAUCUGUCGCUAUUAUCUGCCGUAUCGCCAUUCAAUGUAACAUAUCGAACAGUUUACUUGGAACAUGAAUCACCGCAUCAAGUAGAUGUGAUGUAUGGACAUUUCCGGCCAGUGCUGCAUAUCGGCUUGUGUGUGCCAAAUGAGUGUAACGCUCAGGAAGUAAUGCAGCUACUCAGUGCCUAUUUGGAAAGCGAUUUAUUUAUGGAUGGUGAUCUAUAUGAACUCAAGCCGCGUAUUGUGAAGGCAAAAACAAUGAUGUUUAAUGCAAAAUAUUACUACAAGCUGGCAUCAUUUCAAUUGCUCAUUGGCUUUAGCAUUUACACGCUUGUAAUGACUUUUAGGGCAUCCCUAUUGCGUAGUAAAGAAUGUGGUAAAAUGAAAGUUGUGUAUGCAACAAUAACAGAUGCCAAGGACAAGAAAGCUGAACAAAAUGACCAAAAUUCUAAGGAGCAUAUCAGACACACGCCGACAUCACUUGAGUCUUUUACUCUAUGCUAUGAUAUACAGCUGAAUUGGUCUAAGAUCUUCGCUGCAUCCGAUUCAUCAACUAAUACUUUUGCUUUCUUGAACGGUGGACGUGUAAUCAGCGCUCUAAUCGCAACCUAUUUUCAUACUUUUAUUAUAUUGAGUGCCAUAGCCAGCAAUGCAACACCACUCCUUCGAUACUUGAGUAAUAUAGGCAAUAUGGAUGUGGCCAUGGAUGUCUUUUUGUUAGUCAGUGGGUUUCUGCAGGUCUACACCUUCUUACAAAAUAAAACAGAAAUUGAACGUAUCCGGCAGCAUAGCUUCACACAAAGCAUUAUGCAGAUCAUAAAGACGGUGUUCCAUCGAUUUCUCAGAUUGGCCCCGCUCUACUAUUUCAUGAUCUGCGCCUCAUAUUUAACGUUCCAUUACUUGGACAAUACAUCAGUCUUUAACUCAGCCGGUGUUUUGGCGGGUAAAUGUGAGCAUUACUGGUGGCGGAAUUUGCUCUUCAUACACAAUUUAUUUGAUUAUCGGGACAUAUGCCUGAUAUGGACUUGGCAUUUGUCUUGCGAAAUGCAGUAUUCGAUUGUGCUGACAGUGCUUUUGGUUACGUAUACUAAGCAACCCCAACUUGCUAAAAUCUUGACUUUGCUACUUAUUAUUGGCUCCCUAACGUAUCAAGCUAUCAUUGGCAUUAACUUAAAUUACCAAAUAUCCUUAGAGGCUACGUUCGCACACUUCACUGAGCUCUACAUGCAUCCGCUGGCGCGCAUAUUUCCAUACUUGGCCGGCGCUAUUACAAGUUGGCUAUAUCUUGAGUACAAUUCUAAGUUCAGUUCUCGCAAAAUAUUCAAUAACUUCACCAGUCACUUGAUCUACUUGGUAUUCACAAUUUGUACGCAGGCAGCCCCCUUCGGACGUGAGCAUACUGUGCGUGUGGCAACAUUUAUACUGGUGUUACAACGUUGUUGCUAUGUAUUGAGCGGUUGUUGGUCUAUUAUUGCCAUGGCGAACAAACACCUCGAUUGGUAUCGCCGCAUAUUGAGUGCAAAGAUUUUCCAAAAAGUUAUUCAUAUUUCCUAUGCUCUAUCGCUGUUGAAUUGUUUACUUAUACUCGGUGUCUUUAGCGGUGAUAGUAAAGUGGUGUAUGCGGGACCUUUCCGAAUGACCUUUCUAUAUAUUGGACUAAUUAUUGUGCUGCAUAUUAUGUCUCUGCCAAUGACUUUGUUCUUCGAAAUGCCUUACCGUAAUAUUUCGAAUUUUUUGAAGAAACGAAGCUCAGAGAAGAUUUCUUAAGACAUUUGGAUCGUUCGAAGCGAAAAUUACAAAAUUUUUAA